This is a messenger RNA of Dama dama (fallow deer), 3286 nucleotides long. It is a transcript of the gene BAAT, whose product is annotated as bile acid-CoA:amino acid N-acyltransferase. Gene Ontology annotation, biological process: fatty acid metabolic process; acyl-CoA metabolic process. The record is from RefSeq and is a predicted model, not a curated record. Bases 175 to 1434 code for a protein of 419 amino acids. Gene Ontology annotation, molecular function: fatty acyl-CoA hydrolase activity. The transcript is spliced from 5 exons. Gene Ontology annotation, cellular component: peroxisome. Lineage: Eukaryota; Metazoa; Chordata; Mammalia; Artiodactyla; Cervidae.
GCAACAGGCAAGGGUCUAGUGCUCUUCGCUGGCUCAGUAAGGCACCUCGCUCCGGACUGCUCCCCACAGCUGAAUUCAGGGUAUAUGAAUUUGGAACCCCUGGCAUCCAUUGUAAAAUGGGUUUAGAAGACUGCAUCAUCAAGAAACACCACUUGGUCCCUUUGCCUGUUGCCAAUGUUCCAGCUGACAGUCACCCCGGCAAGUGCCCUGGCGGAUGAGCCUGUGCACAUCCAAGCAACGGGCCUGCCCCCACUGCAGAUGGUGACCCUCAUAGCGACCAUGAAGGAUGACAAGGGGAAUCUCUACCGGUCCCGAGCUUUCUACAGGGCUAACGAGGCUGGGGAGCUGGACCUGAAGCGAGAUCCUGCCGUGGGGGGCCACUACAUGGGGGUCCAUCCGAUGGGCCUUAUCUGGUCCCUGCAAUCCGAGAGGCCUUUUGCCAGGCUAAUUAAGAGGGAUGUGAUGAACACACCCUUCUGGAUCACUCUGGAUCUAUAUGACUCAGUUUACAUACACAAGGUAGGCGAUGUUCAGCCCAAGGCCAGCCAGGUGCUGCAGCGCUGGUUCUCCAGCCCUAACCUGGAGCGGGUGCCUAUCCGAGAAGGCCGAGUGAGAGCAGCCCUGUUCCUGCCUCCAGGGGAAGGCCCAUUUCCAGGACUCCUUGAUUUGUUAGGGGGCAUCGGGGGUCUUGUUGAAUAUCGGGCCAGUCUUUUGGCUGCCCGUGGAUUUGCAGUGCUGGCUUUAGCAUAUUUUGCCUAUGAUGACCUGCCCAAUCAGUUGGAGGAGGUGGACCUGGAAUAUUUUGAGGAGGCUGCCAACUUGCUACUAGCUCAUCCCAAGGUCCAAAAGCCGGGAAUUGGAGUGAUAUCUGUGAGCAAAGGUGCAGAGAUCGGGCUGGCCAUGGCCUGCUACCUCAAGCAGGUGGCAGCCACUGUCUGCAUCAAUGGGACCAAUGCCAUCCAUGAAUUUCCGCUCAGGUACAAGGAUCUGGUCAUAGCCCCCAUCCCCUCGUACCCAGAGCGCAUGCAGGUCAAAGUCGAGGGCGCUGUGCGCAUCCGCCACUUCAAGGGCGACCCCCGAGAUGAACGGAAUCAACAUAGUGUGCUUCCUGUUGAAAAGGCCCGGGGCCCAAUCCUCUUCGUCGUAGGCGAGGCUGACGAAUGCUUCAAUAGCAAGGAAUACGCUGAGCAGGCGCUGGAGCAGCUGCGGAGGCACGGGAAAAGCAGCGGAAGGAUGCUGGCCUACCCUGGGGCGGGCCACCUGCUGGAGCCGCACUACGGGCCCCUGUGCUAUAUGUCCUGGAGCCGUGGCCUCUUCCUCCCCAUGCUCUGGGGCGGCGACCCUGAGGGCCACGCCGCAGCCCAGGAGCACUCCUGGCAAGAGAUCCUGAAAUUCUUCAGGCAACACCUUGUUCUGAGCAGAAGCACACUCUAAGGGGGAUGAUGGGGUGGGGAGACCAGGGGAAAAAAAAAAAAAAAAAGAAUCAGGCAGGGCUAUGGGUGAGGGAAGGGGCUCUCUUGAUUUCUCUAGAUUCACAGUCAUCUUGAGUCAACUGGAAGGAAAUUGGACAAAAUCAAAGAAAUCAGAUGCAUCUGAACUAUUUCUGAUAAAAUUGUAUGUGUUUUGUAAAUCUUUGUAAAUUGAAUCUUAGUUGAUAUGCACCAGGGUACGUUGCUCCUUCAAAAUUUUGACGCCCUUGACCAUUGAACAACCUUUUGUAUCCCGACUGGGGAGACCGUGGGUCCGGGUAUUGCCAAUCUAGAUGAAUUUCCUGGAACGCUGAGGUCCCUUGUGAAGUCAUAUUCUGCUUAAACUGUUCUGAGUUGAACUUGACAUUUGAUUUGGAAAGUUCCGAUACCUUAUGUGCUUCUGGAGCAUUUAGUGACUAAAUGAGUUAUAUUUAAAGUGAUUACAGGAGUGCCUGGCACAUAGUGAUUUCAGUAUCAGAGUUAUCUAUUAUCAUUUCCAUAAUGCUUUUCUCCUUCAAUCUGUUAAUAUGGUGAAUUGUAUUCAUUGACACACUAAUUUUUCUUAUUCAUCUAAUUCUACUAGGUCAGUUUCUCAUCUUGACUAGUUUGGGUUUUAAAAUUAAAAAAAUUUUUGGCGCUAACCUAGUCAUUUAUAUUUUCUAAGAAUUUCAUCUCUAUUUUCCGGAACACAUUUCUCUCUAUCUCUCUCUCUUUUUAACAUAUCAACUGUCGUUUUAUUUGCAUGCUUUUGCCUUUUACUUUGAAUCCGACUUGCUAAAUAUUUGUCUAUUUUAUUGAUCUUUUCCUGGAACAGCUUUUGGGUUGUUUAUGGGUCAAAUCUAAUUUUUCCUGAUUCAUCAACUUCUGCUUCUUUGAAAUAAGUUUAUUCUUUCUGUCAUAUUUGUGUUUUUCUGGCUUUUUGAUAUACAAUAUUCUCAUUUUGUUAAUGUCUAAGUAGUUUGUGAUUUACUCCCUGCCCCUCCCUUAAACCCAAGAGUCCUUUUACAGAAGUACCAAGUAUCAUCCUGUAGUUAACUUGUUCUUUAAAAGGGAAUCUCACUUUGUAUUGGAGGGGUCAGAUUGUCACCCUCGGAAUGCACUGAUCAAACUUAGUGUCUCUAAAAAUGGUCAACUUGAAAUAACAUGUUUCAUGAUGAGAUGUAAUGUGGAGUGCCCAGCACUUCUUAGAACUCUUCUAACAACACUAGUAAGCUUGAAGUUUUAAUGUCAAGCUUUAAAUCCAGUCCUUAGAUCAAACUUCUUACUAAUGUGGUAGCUAGUGAAAAAGAUAAAUGGUACUACAAGGAGACAGCCAUAGAUUGUUAUCAUUCUAUGAUCUGAUCUCUUCAUAAGUUAAUUACCAACUGACCUGGUCUCUUUUCAUAAGUUAAUUGCAUGGAAAUUUUUGGAAAUUUUCACUUUGUAGGAUUUUGUUUUUCUUUAUGCAUUGGAGUGAGCUGGAGAAUUAUUCACAAUUAAAAGGGACUUGAGAGGCAUAUCAACCAAAUGCUGUGUGUGGGACGGGUUUGAACAAAAUAACUGUAAAAAGAUUUUUGAGGGGUAACUAGAGAAAUAUGAAUAUGACUGGAUAGUAAACAAUACCAUGAAAUCGUUAUCUUGUUAGGUGUCAGAAUGGUAUUGGGGUUAUGUAAAAAAGUAACUUUUUAGAGACGGAUAUUGACAUAUUUAGAGGUGAAGAGUCACAAUAUCUGGGAAUCAUUUUAAAGUACCUAAGCAUAUGGAAAAUGUGAGAAAUUAUUAUAUCUAGAUGAUGCAUAUACUGAGGUUUGUUUUCUCUAAUGUAUGCUUGCAAAUUU